Messenger RNA from Caenorhabditis elegans, 1696 nucleotides. RefSeq names its product Desumoylating isopeptidase 1 homolog (gene F36D4.5). Gene Ontology annotation, cellular component: cytoplasm; nucleus. Bases 102 to 1106 code for a protein of 334 amino acids. Gene Ontology annotation, molecular function: peptidase activity. The record is from RefSeq and is marked reviewed. NCBI's taxonomy places the organism in Eukaryota, Metazoa, Nematoda, Chromadorea, Rhabditida, Rhabditidae. The transcript has 5 exons.
UUACGUACAAUGUGCAAAUUGUCGUGAACAUUUCUCGCUCCGAAACAGAAAAUUCAGGAAAUUGUUCAUUUCCGUCUUCAAUUUUUUGCCGUCGCUCACUUAUGCUUACUGACUUGUUCUACUCGACAUUUGGCUGCUUGUACUCGCCCACUAGCACAAUGGAUGUGAUGGGAACAGCCAGAAGAAAAACUGUGGUUAGACUUAAUGUCUAUGAUAUGUAUUGGCUGAAUGAUUACGCAUCGAACAUUGGCGUUGGCAUUUUUCACUCUGGAAUCGAAGUUUUCGGUGUCGAAUACGCAUAUGGUGGACAUCCUUAUCAGUUCUCAGGAGUCUUCGAAAACUCACCACAAGAUGCGGAAGAACUUGGCGAAACGUUUAAAUUCAAAGAAUCGAUUGUUGUUGGAGAAACUGAGAGAUCUACCAGUGACAUUCGGAAGCUUAUAAAGUCCCUUGGCGAGGAUUUUCGCGGAGAUCGUUAUCAUCUAAUUUCCCGUAAUUGCAAUCACUUCAGUGCAGUACUCGCUCGUGAGCUUACUGGCAAGGAUAUUCCGGGUUGGAUCAAUCGAUUGGCAAACUUGAGUGGAAGCAUUCCAUUCCUUGAAAAGUGCAUCCCACAAGAAUGGCUUACGCCAAUCGUGUUGCAGGCCUCUGUCGAUGAGAAGAAGAGAGGAUCAGUAGAUUCAGCAGAAGAAGCAACUGAGAAACUAGUGGUUCGAUCGCUGAAUGACUCCCGCACUACAAUUCUUGAUAAUCGAACCGCAAAUGGAGCCAUAAUAAUGUCAGCUUCUUCAUCAAAUUCUGAUCGUAUCUGCAUGUCCCCAUCAUCUUCUUCUUCUGCUUCAUCCUGUGAUACUCUUGACUAUGACGAUCUUAUUGUUCAAACACCGUCUACGUUUUCAAGUGAAAAGAAAUCUCGUAGCAACUCACCGCCAAUUUUCCGCAUCUGGAAUACUAUCAAAGCAACAAUAAACGGAACUCAACAGACAGCUCCUACCGGAGCCGCAACUGUGAUUCCAGCCUCUUCGGCCUCAAAUAUUGGAAAAACGAACAGUACGCCUGGCACAACAAGCAAUGGUCUUGCAAAACCAACAUGUUCUGAAUGUUAGAGAUAUUCCUCGCCGAGAAUUCGUUUUUUUCAGUGAUUGAUAGCUGAAGCCGUCAUUCUCGUCGUUUCCUAUAAUUCCUGAUAAAUCUUCCUACCCUCCCCUUAUUGCCUUUAAGUUUCAUUCGAGGUAUCUAAAAUGUAUAAAUUUAUUUGAUUUUCUCUUCACCACUUCCCAGCCAACUCAAAUGGUUUUCUUGUGUAACAUCGGAUAGUUUUUUGGCGUUUUCUUGCCUUUUCUCUAAACGGCUUCAUUGAAACAUUAUAUGACUAUGUUAUAAGUUUUCCCCCCGAAUUGUGUGUAUUUAUGAACCUACCACUUCGUUUCUUUUUCCUUCCUGAUCCGCUCAUCAGUCCUCAUCACCUCUUUGCCUUAAGUUUCCCCAAAAUGCAUUUUCAGUCAAUUCAUCUUUCAUCGACCCUCAUUAUAUACACAAGUGUCUUCCCUAUUUAUGAAUCUAAUUUCGAACUUUUAUCAAAUGUGAUAUUUUCUUUUUUAUUUGGGAAGUGUACUUCCCAAUUAUUUCAGAAUUUAAUCAUAAAUUCAAAAAAGCGCAACUGCAUUCAUUCAAUCGAUAAAGGGACAGAAAUUUA